AUGUCCUUGCUGGUGAGCCUGGCCAGCGUCCUCCACUUCAGCACGCUGCUGCAUGUCCCAGCCCUGCCCGUGCGGUGGGGCCGCAAGUGCAUAUCGCGGAGCUUGGGAGGCAUCAACUUUGUUUUGAAGCGGACCGCGAACUUCUUCACGAUGUGCACAAUGGACGAGGACCUCGAGUACAUUAGACGGAAGAGGGAGCAGCUCGGGAAGAAGACGGAGCACAGGACGGCGCG
This is a messenger RNA of Prorocentrum cordatum, 233 nucleotides long. The record is from the annotation of a GenBank genome assembly. NCBI's taxonomy places the organism in Eukaryota, Dinophyceae, Prorocentrales, Prorocentraceae.